AUGACUUCCUCACAAGAAAUAAUUUUACACCUAAAGCGAGGUUUCGAACACUCACAGUGGCGAGGAUCUUUGCUUAAGCUGGUGCCAGCUGGGGAAGGAAGGUGGGGAGGAGGCGUGAGAGGUGUGAUACUUGCCAUUACCACUGAUGAAUGGAUUUGGGAAAGAAAUAUUGUCGUUGAAAAUCAAGAAAAACAUAUACGCCGGCUUCAGCUUGAACUGAUCCAAGAACGGAAGAAGCGUUUAGAACUGGAGGAACAGAUCAACCAGCAAACACAGAGAAAUUAUUAUCUAGAACGUCGUAUGAAUGACCAAGACAUAAAUAUUGCAGGACAAACCAAGCUUAUUGCAGAAUUAAGCAGCCGAGUAACCAGUACAAAAGUCAAAAAGUUGGCAGAGGAAACCAGAAAACGGUUUCUUGUCGACGACAUAGAAACAGUCGCUUUCCAUGCUACCCUUGACCAAAAUUCAGGUUUAGAACAUAUCCGGGUCGGCUCGACAAUCCCCUUCCCAAAUGUGAAGCUGAACAUUAGAGGAGGAUAUCAAAAUUCAUCAAGUAUGUUUGUAACUCCGCAGGCUGGGUUGUAUAUUUUCUCAACAUCCAUUUCAAGCUACUGGAAUGACAAAGGAGAGUUACAAGUUGGCAUUAUGAAGAAUAGGGCAUACCAGGCUGGGGCUUUUGUAGAUGAUAUUGGCGGCCCCCCCGAACAGGGCUCUGUUACCAUAGCAAUGUUACUGGAAGUUGGUGACCAUGUUUGGGUUAAACAUGUGGUUCAUGAUGAUUGCGCUCUUUAUGGAGGUGGUCUUACAAGCUUCACGGGAUGUUUGAUUUUUGCAGUGUAACAAAUUCGUAAAAUAUUUCAAUGUCUUGGAGCUAGAUUGAUGAUCACCUAUACCAGGUUAGUAAAUCUGCUUUAUGCGAUAAACGGAAGUAAACAAAUAAAACAAUUUCAUUUUCUUCGAAGGCUGAAAACAAUAUGUGUAUUUGAAACAGCGUAGAACUAUUGAGUUUAAAGCGACACAAUUUCGACUACCAUAAUUGUUGUUAAACGAAAAUGCCAAGAUCUG
Mercenaria mercenaria is the source of this 1065-nucleotide messenger RNA. RefSeq lists its product as uncharacterized. The record is from RefSeq and is a predicted model, not a curated record. The transcript has 4 exons. The coding region runs from base 1 to 840 and encodes 279 amino acids. NCBI's taxonomy places the organism in Eukaryota, Metazoa, Mollusca, Bivalvia, Venerida, Veneridae. Gene Ontology annotation, molecular function: protein binding.